UCAAGCUUGUGUAUUUUUUCACAUACAAUCAUGCAAGGCAAGGUAAUAUAGGAGAUUGUAUGGUUUUUCGUUAUUAUAUGUGAUCGGUUACCCAUAUUAAGUUAGCUCGAUCACAACACUUUAGCCAUUUAUAAAUGUUCAGAUCAAGUUGCCAGAUUUGUGUGUUUUCCAGUAAUUGUUCAAAAUCCACAAUCCAAAAUUAUAAACACACACAUCUACUACAGUAUUGUGGCUCAUCAAAUGGCAUGUAAUAAAGGAAAUUAAGUGCUCUCUAAAGAAGGCUACAUUGUAAGGCUACGUGUCUGUCAUUUGCCUUAAAGAAAUAAAAGGGAACAACAGAAAUAUCAAAAUGCCACCUGUCUAAAGCUAUUUUAUUCCACCUAGUACAAACUAAUAUCUAAUUGAAAACUGACCAAUCUGCCAACACCGAUGGAAAAAAAAUACUGGUAAAAAUGUAAGGAGUUCAUUUGUUCUCUAUCUCUUUCUUUUUUUAUCAGGUCCUUCAAAUUCUCCCCUCCUUUAUUUUAACCUCCCUCAACACAAACAUACACACACACACACACACAAACCAAAGGCACUUUUAAGAGCCACGUCCGUCUUGUUACCCUGCACUUGUCUGUCUGUAGCUCGCUCUCUCUCUCUCUCUCUCUCUCUCUCUCUGUUUAUAUUUCUAUUUGUUGUCUCUGUCCAUCUUUUUUGUAAGUCUUUCUGUCUGUUUUUGUUUCUGCCCAUCACCAUGAGUGAUUCAGAACUCCAAGAACAGUUAAUGGAGCUGGAUAAACUGGUUGAUGAUCAAGAACUCAAUGAUGAGCUCCAAAGUCUUGAUGACUUGAUUGGUGAGCUGCAGGAAGAGAAGGAAGUGGCACCAGUAAAGACACCUGAACCGAGGGUGCGUUGGAGAAAGAGAGACAUUGAUGGAAACAUUGUCUAUGCAAGGCCAAGAUCAAGCAGGAAUCAGUCAAAUAAGGCUGAUCCCAUUCGGAAAUCUGAUCCUCCCAUCAAUGCAUCUGCCACUAACUGUGAGGUGACCUUUGCUCCAGAGGCUGUUGAGUCUUUUCUGCAAGAUCUCCAGCACUCACUGAGCAAUACCUCAGAUGAUGAGGCAUCAUCUCUUGAGACCUCAAGAGGUCCUCUCCUAGCUUCCUCAAACUGGAGCACAAGACAAAGUCUCUUUUCAGAGAGAUGGAGGACAGAAAGACCACGUCUGGUGAACACCGCUGCGGCACAUGAAAAUGUAGCAACACGCAUCUGCCAACAGUGUGGGAGCAAUCCAGCUGCUGUCCGCUGCAGUGACUGUCGACCACAGCCCUUUUUCUGUGCUCAGUGUGAUGUCAGUAUGCACACCAGACAUGUUCUCCAUAACAGAGAUGCCAUGACGGCUGGAUUCUACCAGCCAUUGCCUCCAACAACUUUUGUUGUAGAUAAGGCUCUUUCCCAUUGUGUACGGCUUGUACCUGUGGAGAUCCCUUACAAAAUCUGUGAUUGUUCACGAGAGUCACUAAGGGUCAGUCCAGGGAAGACUGUUGCUGUAAUCACAAUGAAUGGACGAUAUGAUCUAAGCAUGCCUGAGUUGAGUUGUGAGGCAUGCCAAGCCACGUGGGCUGCUGGAGUGGGUGAUCUAAAUCUGAGUGACUACUGGCCUGCAACCCUUCACUUUGCCACUAUUUAUGCCACAGAUGUCUUCUUCUCAUUUGAAGAAAUGAAGAUGGCUGCACCAGGACUGUCCUGCCAAGCAUUUUUGAGAAUGCUCGAUCAGCGAACUGUCCGCUUUGGUCGUUGUGGCAAGAUCUCCAAAGACAGUUUUCAAAAAAGUUUUUUUGAGUGGGAGGCUGUGCGAUACGAGGUGGACAAAAUCUGUAAGGAAGAGCCCUUCAUCUGUCCUGCGUGCAGCCCAGACAUGCUGGCAGUUUCAGUCGAUGGAAACCGCAAGCAUUACCGUUUCAAGAAUGCAGCUAGACCUGAAGAAAAGGCCAUCUUUGAAGACGUCUUUAUAGCUAAGGAUGAAGAUGUGACAAGAUUUGUGGACUACAUUCACAAGACAUCCAAACAUGUGAGUGGACGAGGUGUUUGUGGAGGGGAGUGGUCAGCAGCCAGAGAGACCUCCCAGAGAUCUGCCAGCAAGGUAGACGAGGAGGGAUUGGAGCUUGCAGUGUGUCGACACGGAGUGCUCCUCCGUGCUUUAAAUAUGUACAGGGGUGAAAUUUUUGCCUAUCCCUUGUACCUGCAAGAAAAGCUGGCCAGUAGGCAAAUACAUUUUUUUUGUAUGGAUGUGACUUGCAAAUAUUGGCCCUACCUCCAAAGAGUUGCAAAAAGCUGUCCAGAGCUCCAGCACCUUCUUAACAUGAAGCCCUUCCUUUCAGUGUUCCAUGCCAAAGCCCAUGAUUUUAAAUGUGAGGUGAAAUGGAGUGGGGCAUAUCAGGAUGGGGCUGGUUUAACCCUAGGUGAGGAGGUGGAACAGUGCAAUGCUUUCCUGUCUAGGAUUGCAGUGACUACAAAACACAUGUCCAAAGCAGGGCGCACAGACAUGCUGACUCUCAUGGCCAUGCGCUGGAAUCAGCAAAAGAUCUACACUUUGGCCAUCACACUGACCCGCCGAUAUCAGAAGACCACAAAAGCUCUGCAAAACCAGUUGCUAAACCUAGAGUCUUUAAAAGUUGAACUGGCAGUGACAGAGAGCCAGUUGGAAGACUGGCUCAACGAAGUAAAGGAGUGGGCAGAUACAGCAGCAACAACAACCACAAAUGAUGCUGAUGCCUUGGCCAGCAGAAUUGAGGUACUUGUGGCGAGUAUCAAGAGACGUUCUCAGCGUCUCUAUAAAGAUACAGAUGGCAACAAAGGUCGUGCCAGGAUCCGCCGCAAAAUCAGGGAGGAGAAGGGGACCCUGACAUCAAUUGUUGAGAAAUACAACAGAAUGGUUCCAAACACAGAAACUCUGUGCUUGGAAACCAUUUUGUCUGGUGAGACAGCUUGGCCAUGGCAGCUACCACACAGUGACUCUGUUAAUUUUAGGACAAAGAGAAAGGCAUUCGACAUCAUGAUGUCAUUAAGGAGACUUCAGGAGGAGCAGAAGAUUCUUGUUGCAGAGAUGAACAACCAUUGGAGAUAUCUUUCAACUCGUGCUGAUGCCCUCAGAGAACUGUCCUGCUGCUUUGCCAAGGAGACAAUAAAAAAUUCGCAAUGUGGCCUAACUGAAGAGGGUUUGAAAGGUCUGCAGUGCAUCAUCCACAGAAAGCAGCGUAAAAUCAGAGAUAUGAGGGUGCAAGCAAGAGACUGUUACCUGCAAGUUUUGACUGGAGCAGAGAACACCAACUUCUUUAACCAACUGUCAGCUGAUGACUACAACAGUGACUUCGACAUUUCUGAUGACGAACUGUAAUCCAGAAGACGAUGUUUUUUUUUGUUUGUUUUUUUUUGAUGGUGACCUUGACCUUAACCCUGAAUCUAAAGCAUGUAAUAAAAUCUGCUGUUGAUCACCUUAUAAAUAUACCCAAAGUGUACUGUCUGUUUUUUUCCACGUUACAUAGAAAUUAUUUUAUGCAUGCCUCUACAACCAGUCAGUGGUGAAAAUGAAGUGCAUUAUUGUAAGGCUAAGUACAGUACUGUACUAAAUUAUAGAUUUGAGGUACUUUCUCAUCAUGCUACUGUGUAGUUGGGCUAGGCUAUAGUUCACAGAAACUUUAUUUUGUUAUAAAUAAAACUACUCUUUUUGUGCUUACAAUGUAAGUACAGCCCAACUUAGAAACCAAACAUUCAGUUGAGUAAUGGAGAAAAUAAUUAGCAGACCAACCUUUAUUAAAAAUAUAAUUUGAUAAUGUUGUCUACAACGGGUUUUUAAUCUUUUAGGUGUUGCGGAGCUCCAAAUAU
Carassius gibelio (silver crucian carp) is the source of this 3864-nucleotide messenger RNA. RefSeq lists its product as uncharacterized. The transcript is spliced from 14 exons. NCBI's taxonomy places the organism in Eukaryota, Metazoa, Chordata, Actinopteri, Cypriniformes, Cyprinidae. The record is from RefSeq and is a predicted model, not a curated record. Bases 737 to 3376 code for a protein of 879 amino acids.